UCAUCGGGCCAAUUGAUAGUUCAAAAAACGCUGCGUUCAGCACUAUAAAGCGCGCAAUCUUGAUAAUAGCACGGUAAACAUUUCCGAACGCUCUGCUGCUCCAUAAUGCACCUGCUAGCUGCUGACAAAGUGUUCUGCCUGCUCGUAGUCACAGCAGUGCAGCAGUUGCUGGUGCAUUCACAAUGCACCGUGAAUCUGCAGGAAGAGCUGGGUCCACUGGAGCCGCUGUUCAUCAAGGACAAUCAACUGUGGGCGCCGGAAGGACCUGAGUUGAGCUGGGAAGCUGGGGAGUCCACUUUGGUGGCUUGUUCUAAGGUCAAGCUGAACAACAAUGACAAGCAUACCUCUUCGUUGACCUGCGUUUCCGGUCAGGAGUUUCUAGUGGACGAUGAACCAGUGCUUGCGUUGGAUGUCCAAUGCUCUGGACGUAUGACCGGAGAUGCACUGGCAACGGAGGAGAGCUGUGGUGUUAAAGGAACGUUGCUUAAGCUGGGCUUCGACGUUGAGGGCGUGGGAUUUCUGACGUACAUUGAGUCGUGUUACGAUCGACCAGAAGCAUCGGUGAUCUACACCAAACACGUGAUUCCUGGUGCUGCUAUUGAACAUGCAAUCAAGGAACAGUACCGUCCGAGCUUCAAAGUGGCUGGAGCUGCAGCACACGUGAGUCCAGCGACCUCCUACACUCAAGAGGCUCAAUUGCAACGGCUCAGCGAACUGCUGGGAUCGGAGGACCAAGCCAAGAAGUUUAUCCAAGGCGGAUCGCAUUACCUAGCCCGUGGCCACCUGGCCCCGGAUGCCGAUGGAAUCUACCGGUCCUGGCAGUGGGCGACCUUCUUUUACGUAAAUGUUGCACCUCAGUGGCAGAUUGUCAACGCCGGUAACUGGCUUGUGGUGGAGAAUCUGGCACGUGCCAAGGCAGCCCAGCUCGGGCAAGAUGUGAUUGUCUAUGACGGAGUGCACGACAUUCUUCGGCUGCCACACGUUGAUGGCACGCCGGUGCCGAUAACGCUUGAGGCUGGCGGAAUCCGCGCACCCAAGUGGUACUGGAAGAUAAUUGUUUCGUCGUCGUCGUCGCGGGCAGGAAUUGCGUUCGUUACCAACAACGAUCCGUUCCGGACGGAGAUGCCUGCCGAGGAGUUGCUCUGCGAAGAUGUUUGCGAACGGUACGGUUGGGCUGGGAGUAGUUUUGAAAAUUUCGAGCGUGGUUAUACCUAUUGUUGCACGGUGGAAAGUUUACAGGCUGCAAUUGAAGACAUUCCGAGGGAUUUGAAGGUGGAAAGUGUGCUGGAGAAAUAAGUCGUUAUCGCGUAAAUUGUUAUCAACCUGCGCUUCGGCUAUUGGAUUGGUUCUUAUCGGCUUUGAGCGGGGAGAGGGCCACCAUCGAGUAUCGGUAAUUGGAGCACGAUACCCCAAAGCCAUUGCA
Culex pipiens pallens (northern house mosquito) is the source of this 1423-nucleotide messenger RNA. RefSeq lists its product as uncharacterized. Gene Ontology annotation, biological process: apoptotic DNA fragmentation. Gene Ontology annotation, molecular function: nucleic acid binding; metal ion binding; single-stranded DNA endonuclease activity. Bases 106 to 1296 code for a protein of 396 amino acids. The record is from RefSeq and is a predicted model, not a curated record. Lineage: Eukaryota; Metazoa; Arthropoda; Insecta; Diptera; Culicidae. Gene Ontology annotation, cellular component: mitochondrial inner membrane; nucleus. The transcript has 6 exons.